AUGAUCUUAAUCCUGGUGAUCCUCAUUCCGGUGCUGGUGAGUUCCGUGGGCAUCGACGGACACUACGAGAUGCUGGGCACCUGCCGCAUGGUCUGCGACCCCUACCUGGGCAAGACCACCACCACAACCAGCGCCAGCAGCAUCCGGAGCGAGGGCGCCGAAAGCCUCAGUAGCGAUCACAGCGGACUGCCCCCGCCAUCCACCCUCGUCCAGGGGCCCCAGGGCAAGCCGGGGCGGCCGGGCAAACCGGGCCCGCCGGGGCCCCCGGGCGAGCCGGGCCCCCCGGGCCCCCGGGGGCCCCCGGGCGAGAGAGGAGAUUCUGGGAAAACCGGUCCGCCUGGUCUGCCCGGUUCGGGGCUGAGCACAGGGGCCAUCAGCGCAGCCACCUACACCAUGGUGCCCCGCGUGGCCUUUUACGCCGGCCUCAAGAACCCGCACGAGGGCUACGAGAUACUCAAGUUCGACGACGUCGUAACCAACUUGGGAAACAACUAUGAUGCUGCCACGGGCAAGUUCACCUGCAACAUCCCGGGCACCUAUUUCUUCACCUACCACGUCCUGAUGCGCGGCGGCGACGGGACCAGCAUGUGGGCAGACCUAUGCAAGAACGGGCAGGUGCGGGCCAGUGCCAUUGCACAGGAUGCUGAUCAAAACUACGACUAUGCUAGCAACAGUGUUAUCCUGCACCUGGAUGCCGGGGAUGAAGUUUUCAUCAAGCUUGAUGGAGGCAAAGCCCACGGAGGAAACAACAACAAAUACAGUACCUUUUCAGGUUUCAUAAUCUACUCAGACUGAGGCUGGAAAGAAGCUUACUGACUCCCAGCCCCCUGGAUUUCUCCAUGUGGCAAAAUUGGCUGCUGAAUCCAUUGAUACUAAUGUCUUUGCAUACAGCCAGUCUCCCUCCCUGGGUCAUAUCAAAGCAGAGUUGGGUCACUUUGUUUUUUCCUUUAGUGGGCACUGGGAUGACCCAACUGAUGAUUCAAUCACCAUCCCCAU
Protobothrops mucrosquamatus (brown spotted pit viper) is the source of this 996-nucleotide messenger RNA. It is a transcript of the gene C1QL1, whose product is annotated as complement C1q like 1. The transcript is spliced from 2 exons. NCBI's taxonomy places the organism in Eukaryota, Metazoa, Chordata, Lepidosauria, Squamata, Viperidae. Gene Ontology annotation, molecular function: protein binding. The record is from RefSeq and is a predicted model, not a curated record. Bases 1 to 795 code for a protein of 264 amino acids.